CCCAUUCAAAUAGUAGAGCAACCGCAAUAUCCAGUAGUGCUGCCUUCAAGGACCUGUAAUAGUUGUUCUUCACACCUUGCUAUCAUGAUGGACUCCUCUCCAGUCCUUUGUCAACAAAAUCAAAACAAAAUACACACUGACCUUCGGAGAUUGAAAAAUGAAAAUAACAGAAUGUCAGUGCACCCAAAGCCUUCCAAACUCCUGUCAGCACCACAUCCUUCCAACCAAGAUACUGAGAACAAGGAUCCAGAAAAGUCAGAAGUGAGUAGGAAGGCACCUGUGCGAUCAGGUGGAAGUCGGCUACCGGUCCUCGCAAAGUCCCUUCCUCUUCAGACCCCAUCUGACUUCAGUCAGUCUCACUGUAGGUGGGAGGAAAAACCUCUGGCUGGCAAAGCAAGGAAGAAAAAGCCUUGCACCAGGCCCAUUCCUUUCAACCUGUCGCAGCCCAAGAGUUCAAGAAUGGCUACAGAAAAUCGGCAGCACCUCACUGUUUCACAAACAAGGACUAGCACUCUUGCUGUCCAACCUAAUAACAGUGAACAUGCUGCUCAUCUUAAAACCCAAAACAUUAAUACAAAACCAACAAAAAAUCCAUCCACGUUAAACAGCAAUGUGAACCCGACCAAAGGUUCAGGGAAGUCUAACGGAAAUACACCUCUGCGGUCAGGACUGCCUGGGCAUUCCAGCACUUUUAAGACUUCAGUCACUUUGUCCCGCCCUCUAUCAUCAAUUUCUAAUAACACUAUGCACCAGAACAUCAUUACAACUUCUGCAAAGGCUGCUUUUAAUGCAGAGGCCUUUACGGAUAACAUGAAGCUGCUCAGUCUCAAAGAUUCAACCAAGAUAUCCAAUGCUAGCCAAAACAGGCAGCUGCCUGCUCAGGGCAAUAUUUCCAAAAGUUCUUCUGACAAAGGAGAGAGCUUCCAGUCUGAUCACGCGGCUUUGCUCAGUAUCCUCCGGAAUGAGGGAGUAAGUGCCACAGGUUUUGGAUCUUCAAGUCCUCAGUCCAAACCCUAUAACUAUCUGCCCCAGCGAGUGUCUGUCAUGAAAAGUCGACAAAAAGCGACCACAGGAUCAGUGAAGUCGGUGCAGUUCUCUCCUGACCCGACUGCACUGCAGAGUAUCCUGCAGAACGAGGGAGUGAAGGUUGGAGGGCCUGUGGGUGCCACACCUCUAAAAUCAGUCCGUCCAUCAGGCAGAGGAACUUCAGUCUACACAGCUCAGAGAGUGCCAGCUAGAAAGAAUCGUGCAGAGGCGACCGGAGGACCAGCAGCAGCAGCUCUCAAAGAGAGUCCACUGAAGAAAUGGACUCCACAGAGAGUCCGAAACACCAGACAUCAGCCCAUGUCUGCUAUGAAAUGGCAUCUGUCGACACAACAGUCACCGUACGGCAGCACCCCCGGGCCGCAGAGCUGCAAGACCAACCUUCAGUCACGCCAGGAGGAGAUUGUCCAGAGGUUAUUUGAUGAUCAAGAAGACGAGCAGAGCACAGACGUGGCUGACAAAGAUCCUGAGACGAAAAUGGAGCAGCUCCCAGUAACAACUACUAAAUCCCACUGCGAAGAAAAGAUAGAGACUGGAGCCAACAGCAAUGAGGACGAGGACGAGGAGCAGAGGAUUGGGGGAGGUCAGCCUUUCAUCCAGGCACUGCAAAGAGAGUCUGUGAUUUUUUUCUCAACGGGCAAAAAGCUGUUGAGAGCUCAACGUUUUGAGAGGCAGGAAAACUCACCCCAUCGUGAGCAGGCUGGCCUGGUUUCAUCAGAGCAGAGAAAUGUGCUGCCGGUACAUGAAGAGAUGUCAUCUGUGUCGGAACCAACCUGUCAGAUCGCGCACUCUUCUGUUCAGAGUCUGCACAGAGACCUCUUUGUUCCGAAGAGUGGUGCUCUGAGUUCUGCAGCGGCGAUUCUUCGUAAGCGUCUUCCUCCUCUGGAGGAGCUGCGUAUGGACGAGGAGGUGGCCACCUACACCUCCAUGUCUGUCCAAGCUGCCCCUGGAUUUGUCCCCCCUCGGCCUCGCUGUGGGAACCCGCUGGCCUCCAUCCUGCACUUUGAAGAGUCCUCUAGAUUUGUUCCGAUCGUCUGUGACCUCUCGCCUGGUCCCUCCUCUCCACAGAGCUCUCGGCUGCAGGAGAGAUGACUUGCACUAUACAGUAUUUGUUUUGUGAAUAUCCAGAGUGGAUAAGCUCACUCUGGUGUACUUUUUUAAUGGAACUAAUGUUGGUCGAACACUGUUGUUGCCUCCCUUAAUACAAAUUGUUUUUUGAAGCAAUCAACCCUGGUUGUCUUGUCAAUGUUAUGAUCGCUCUCAGUAGAUGCUUUCUAAUAAUAAAAAAAAAGGUCAUUUCUGUAAAACAUUGUAUAUUUUUACCCUGCAGGCACUGAUUUUGUCCAUGAAUGUUAGAUGCAAGCCCAUUAGAAACAAUCUUUAUGAUGUGAAUCAAGAAAUAAAUGUUGGAGAAAUAUU
Molecule: messenger RNA, 2463 nt
Organism: Acanthopagrus latus (yellowfin seabream)
Lineage: Eukaryota; Metazoa; Chordata; Actinopteri; Spariformes; Sparidae
Product: trophinin associated protein
Exons: 14
Coding region: 85-2136 (683 amino acids)
Source: RefSeq, a predicted model, not a curated record